This is a messenger RNA of Oryzias melastigma (Indian medaka), 5337 nucleotides long. It is a transcript of the gene col15a1b, whose product is annotated as collagen, type XV, alpha 1b. The coding region runs from base 412 to 4491 and encodes 1359 amino acids. Lineage: Eukaryota; Metazoa; Chordata; Actinopteri; Beloniformes; Adrianichthyidae. Gene Ontology annotation, cellular component: basement membrane. The record is from RefSeq and is a predicted model, not a curated record. The transcript is spliced from 43 exons.
GGGAAAAUGAAGAUGUGGAUGUAUUCAGUGUCCCGGUCAGACUGCUGAGCUGCAGCAGAACUCCCUCUAGGAGGAGACAGAGCGAUUAGGCUGAUUCCACGGGGAAAGAGGUGGUUAAAGGUGAGGGGGGUGGAGACCUGAGGGAAUUACAGACUGAGUAGUGGACUGCAAAAAAAGGGAGGUGAUUAUUCCUAAGAGGGAAAGAAGAGAACAGAGAGGAGAAGAAAGAAGACAGAGAUAGUGACAACCCUAAUUGUUGCCUUUAGGACACUUUGCCUCUACUUUUGCGAUUAUUAGGACUCUACGUGUGCAAGUAAGCCACAGAUGGAAAGGAGCACCUGCUUUGGAUAUACGCUUGCACGCUCGUUUCACAUCUGAGCAGCUUGCAGCCUUGGCCAUCACAGACAGAGAAUGGGAUUUUUUUACGUCUCUCUGUCCCUUCUCUUUCUCACACACUCUCCUGCGGGAGCCCAGUGGUGGAGUUUGCUCUGGGCGAACCCCAAAACCACCACAGUUCCUCCUGCUGCCGUCACCUUGAAGUCCAUCACCUCUCCGGAGCUUUCUGGUACCCAGACUGCAGCAUCAGAGCGACUGAGAAAAGAGAACAAGGAGGCAGAGGGAGUGGCGGCAGACACUCAGGUGAAAGUGUCCGUGCUGGAUGCUGUUGCCCGCAGCUCGGAGGGGUUAGUCUCUGGUGACAAAAGUGCUCAGCUCCGGAUGCUACAUGUGGAAGAUGUUCCAGGGGGAGGCAGCAAACCCAGGCACUACACUAAACCACUGAAAUACUGGAAGGGUGAGCGAGGAUCCAGGAACUUCCUGGACCUGACGGAGUUGGUUGGUGUCCCACUCCCUCCCUCGGUCUCCUUCACCACCGGCCACGAGGGUUUUCCCGCAUACAACUUCGGACCCGAAGCCAACAUCGGCCGACUGGCUCAAACCUUUGUGCCCGAGCCAUUCUACAGAGACUUUGCUAUCAUAGUGACGGUGCGUCCAGCCAGCAAGAGAGGAGGUGUGCUGUUUGCCAUCACGGAUGCAGGUCAGAAAGUGGUGGAGCUGGGUUUGGAGCUCACUCCGGUUCAUCGGGGCCUCCAGAGCAUCCUGCUGUACUACACCGACAAGGAGGGCUCCUCCCACAGUCACAAAGCUGCUGCCUUCAGUGUCCCAGACAUGACCGACCAGUGGACACGCUUCACAGUAGGAGUAGAGAAUAAUGAGGUGCAUCUCUUCAUGGACUGUGGAGAGGCUGAGAGGAAGACCUUCCACCGGAGCCCAGAAAAACUCACCUUCUCACAGAACUCGGGCAUCUUUGUGGGAAAUGCAGGAAGCACAGGACUUGAAAAGUUUGAGGGUUCUAUUCAGCAGCUGGUGAUAAGAGACGACCCUCGAGCAGCUGAGGAGCAGUGUGAAGACGAUGAUCCCUAUGCGUCAGGAUAUUCCAGUGGAGACGAUGCUUUAGAUGACAGAGAAACAGAGGAAGACUCCAUGAAGAAGGGAGGAAGAUCUGAGACAACAAGGAUGGAAAACAGACAUCCUAUUCGAGCACCACCAACCCAGGCCCCCCAUGUGGAUACGUAUUUUGGUCAUGUGACUCCAGCAAUAACCAAUGAGGAGGUGCUGACAACAGCUCGAUCUCAGGCGAGAGAAGCAGGAGAACGAUCAAGAGAUAGUCAUGUCAGAGUGGGGCUAAAAGGAGAUCGUGGUGAUCCAGGACCACCUGGUCCACCUGGUCCCCCCGGGCCUUUGCUUGUGCUUGACAAGAACCAGCUGGAAUCACCUGAUCUGCAAGGCCCACCAGGAAUCCCUGGAGCGCGAGGACGAGAUGGUCAAAAGGGGCGCAAAGGUGAUAAAGGGGACAUGGGUCAGAAAGGAUCUCAGGGGCUUUCAGGUUUGAAUGGAGAAGAUGGAGCUAAAGGAGAGAAGGGCGAUCCAGCAGUUGGUCUACCAGGCCCCCCCGGCCCACCAGGGCCCCCCGGACCUCCCAGAUCCCGCAGUGUACCUUACGGACCGGAUGCGUUGGGUUCUGGGUUUGAAGACCUGGACACAGAUAAUGACUUCAUCAGGGGACCUCCUGGUCCACCAGGGCCUCCAGGACCUCCUGGUCCCCCUGGACAACAUAAAGGAGCAGAAUUAUCUCCUCACCAUGCUGGACCACCUGGGAGAAAUGGACUGAACGGAGAGCCGGGUCCUCCAGGAAGAGACGGGACUCCAGGUCUGCAAGGAGCUGUCGGAGAGAAGGGUGACCGAGGGUUGCCUGGACUACCUGGACCAAAGGGGGAAUGUGGAUCUGUGGGUGAAAUAGGAAUUCCGGGGCCACAAGGACCAACUGGUCCUCAAGGAAGGAGGGGUCCUCCAGGUCCACCGGGACCCCCUGGCCCAUCCGGACCUCCAGGAACCAAAUUCUUUGUAGAGGAUAUGGAAGGAUCUGGAAAAAGUGACUCACUUUUUGGAGCGGGAGUCAGAGGGCUUCAGGGUCCUCCAGGCCCACCUGGACCACCGGGAGAGGAUGGAGCCCCAGGAGAGCCAGGAAACUCCACCAAAGGUGAACCAGGCAGUCCAGGACCAGAGGGCCGCCAGGGUCCCGCUGGCCUACCAGGCGCCAGAGGACCCAAAGGAGACAAAGGAAGUCCAGGCAGCAAGGGCGAUCCAGGGGCCGAUGGACUCAGUCUAUCAGGGCCACCGGGGCCUCCCGGACCUCCUGGACCAGCUGUUAGUUUUCAGGAUAUACUGCUGAACGCUACAGAAGCUAUCUUUAACCUCUCAGAGAUCAGAGGACCUCCAGGGCCAAUGGGCCCUGAAGGUCUGCCUGGCAGAGCUGGAUUUCCAGGCCCUCGAGGACCAAAGGGAGACAAAGGUCCUGAUGGUCUCCAGGGUCCCUCAGGGGUCAAGGGAGAAAAAGGAGAGCCAGGAGUGACCAUAGCUGCAGAUGGAUCUAUUCUAUCUGCACCCAGAGGCCCUCAGGGGCCAAAAGGCCCAAAGGGUGAUCGCGGUUCACCAGGACCUGCUGGACUCAUGGGACCAACUGGACCUCCUGGUCCAAAAGGAGGAAUUGGCCUUCCUGGGCGUCCAGGUCGACCCGGUAUACUUGGGGAAAAAGGUGAAAAAGGUGAUUCUGAAGGACUUCUGGGACCCCCUGGCCCUCCAGGACCACCCGGACCUCCUGGACUUCCAGGCAGAGUUUUUGGGCUCAAUGGGACCGUGUUCCCGGUGCGCCCCAGACCGCACUGCAAAAAGGGACGAGAGUCAGAGAUAUUGGGAGGUUCAACGAGACUGAAAGGAGAGAAAGGAGAUGAAGGAGCGCCCGGUGAGCCGGGGACGUCCACCCCCAGAUUACCUGAUGGAAUCACGGGAGACAAGGGGGAUCAAGGGUAUAAAGGUGAGAAGGGUGACCCGGGUCCUCCUGGUCCUCCAGGGCAACCAGGAAGGUCAGGACUUGUGGGUCCAAAAGGGGACUCUGUUGUUGGACCUCAAGGCCCAGCAGGUUCCCCUGGUUUGCCUGGAGCUCCUGGGAUUGGACGACCUGGACCACGAGGUUCUCCUGGCCCUGCAGGGCCUCCAGGUCCAGCAGCUGCCUAUGACUCAACUGGCAUCAGUGUCCCAGGCCCUCCUGGUCCCCCCGGUCCACCAGGAACUCCGGGUUACGCCAGCCCGGUGGCAAUCUAUGAGACAGUCGUUGCUCUCACCAGAGAGACCCACCGCGCCGCAGAGGGAACCUUGGCGUACGUGUCUGAGAGGAACGGCGAGCUGUACAUCAGAGCACGCAACGGCUGGCGCAAGAUCCCGCUGGGAGAGCUGAUCCACUAUGGACCCUCGUCAUCAGAGUCGUCUCAGGCCCUCAGCAGAUCUGGAGAUUGGAGUGGAGCUCUCAGGGUCCACAGCCAGGAGCUGCAGGAUGGCACCAGAGGAUAUCAGCCCAGCUACAAUGUCUUCCCACAGAUUAUCAACUCUGUUCCUGGGCUUCACCUGGUAGCCCUGAACGCUCCCCUUAAAGGGGACAUGCGCGGCAUUCGCGGGGCAGACUUCCAGUGCUACCAGCAGGCGCGCUCCAUGGGGCACACCUCCACCUACAGAGCCUUCCUGUCCUCACACCUCCAGGAUCUGGCAACCAUUGUGAGGAAGGCAGACCGCCACGAUCUACCCGUGGUCAACCUGAAGGGGGAAGUGUUGUUCAGCAGCUGGAUGUCAAUCUUCUCUGGCAACGGGGGUGUCUUUGAGCCAUCCGCGUCCAUCUACUCAUUCGAUGGACGUAAUGUGAUGACUGACUCAGCAUGGCCAGAGAAGAUGGUGUGGCACGGCUCCAACACCGUAGGCACUCGUCUGACCACCAACUACUGCGAGGCGUGGAGGACGGCCGACAUGGCGGUGACGGGCCAGGCUGCUCUGCUGCAGACGGGUCGACUGCUGGGGCAGCACGCCCGCUCCUGCUCCAACCACUACAUCGUGCUGUGCAUAGAGAACACAUACGUGGAGAACACACAUCGAAGGAGGACCUGAUGACUUAAAAAACAGAAAAACACACAUGCAGGCAUGUUGAAAGCGAGGCAGGAGCAGAACAGGCACAUACGUAGAUGGAAACCCUCACCUUAAAAUGUAGGAGAAAAUGAACAAUGCACACACAUUUAGUUUCUUUUUUUUUCUUCUGUUGCUUUUGUGUUUAGUUUUUUCUUUUGGGUUUCGUAAAGAUUGCAACAGCUUAAGAUUUAUUUUCCAUUUCUAGAACGAUUUUACAAGCAGCCAAAUUAUUUCUAAAAAUAAAGUUAGCGCCAAGGUGCAAAAGUUCAAAAAUCUGGAGAUCAAUAAAACAUUUAAGCACAAAUAACUUUAAGUGCCCAUUUCAUAUUUCUUAUUUAGAUUAAAAAACAACUUUUUAAUCAUUUUAAUUUGAAAUCCAGCCUGAUCAGUCGUAUUUAGGGGUUUCUGCUGCCUAAAUAUUGAGUGGAGAUUCACAUUUUUUGCUGAAAAACUUUAUUAACACACAUGUGUCAUAACACUAGAUAUAGAUUUAAAAUCAAAGUGUACGUUCAUUAAUUUAUAUACCAGGAUCUAGAAUAAAAACAUAGCGAGUCCACACUCUGUCUUAUGGGUCAUAACAUGUUUAUUUCUGUUUCUGGAACUUUUUUGUUGUCGUGCAGAAUUAGAUGGUUUUCAAGCACAGUUAGAGAAAAAAGAGGAGGCUUUGGGCUCCGCACACUUUGAUAGAACUGUUUUGGCUGUAAAGUUUGUUAGCUUUUAUGAUCUUUUUGUUGAAAAAAAAACUUGACUUUUUUGAGAAAAAGAAGUUCUGUACUGACUUGGUGCUCACUAAAUAAAGAGUCUCAUUUUGUGUGUUUUUUUUAAUAA